Salvia miltiorrhiza (redroot sage) is the source of this 477-nucleotide messenger RNA. RefSeq lists its product as uncharacterized. Bases 1 to 477 code for a protein of 158 amino acids. The record is from RefSeq and is a predicted model, not a curated record. The transcript has a single exon. Lineage: Eukaryota; Viridiplantae; Streptophyta; Magnoliopsida; Lamiales; Lamiaceae.
AUGAGCCCCUACCGCCUGGUCUAUGGUAAAGCGUGCCACUUACCGGUGGAGGUUGAGCACCGAGCUUAUUGGGCAAUCAAGGCCACAAAUUGCGACCUUACAACCGCGGGGAAGCACAAAGCCUUGCAAAUGGAAGAGCUCGAUGAAUUACGCAACGAGGCGUACGAGAAUGCAAGGAUCUACAAAGAUAAAGUCAAAAGGUUGCAUGAUAGCCGUAUUGUGCCCAAGCAUCUCAAACCCGGCAUGAAAGUUCUUUUGUUCAACUCAAGGUUGAAACUCUUCCCGGGCAAGCUCAAGUCUCGUUGGAGUGGCCCUUUCAUUCUUAAAGAGAUUCUCCCUCAUGGCGCUGUGAUACUAAGCAAAGAGAACAACGAAGAGACGUUUACCGUCAACGGGCAUAGGGUGAAGCCUUACUUGGCGCAUGAAGUGGUUGCCGUUGUAGUGGAGUCCCAAGCACUCCACGACCCAACGUUUUGA